AUGUCUGUCGUCGGUGUCGAUUUUGGCGCUCUUAAUACCGUCAUUGCUGUUGCCAGAAACCGCGGUGUCGAUGUCAUCACAAACGAAGUCUCCAACCGGGCUACUCCUUCGCUCGUUGGCUUUGGCCCCAAGAGCCGGUAUAUCGGUGAGCCCGCCAAGACCCAGGAGAUCUCCAACCUGAAGAACACCGUCGGCUGCCUCAAGCGCCUCGCCGGCCGCACUCUCGACGACCCCGAUGUCGCCAUUGAGCAGCAGUUCAUCUCCGCCACCUUGGUCGACGUCAAUGGCGAGGUCGGUGCCGAGGUCACCUACCUCGGCGAGAAGCGCAAGUUUUCCGCCACAGAGCUCAUCGCCAUGUUCAUGAGCAAGAUCAAGCAGACCACCCAGGCUGAGGUCAAGGUCGCCGUCCAGGAGCUCGUCUUGAGCGUCCCCGCCUGGUUCACCGACAAGCAGCGCAGGAGCAUCUUGGAUGCCGCCGAGAUCGCCGGCCUCCGUCCCCUCCGCCUCAUCAACGACACCACCGCUGCCGCUCUCGGCUGGGGCAUCACAAAACUCGACCUUCCCGGCCCCGAGGAGAAGCCCAGGAGAGUCGCCUUUGUCGAUGUCGGCUACUCCAACUACACCUGCUCCAUUGUCGAGUUCAAGAAGGGCGAGCUUUCCGUCAAGGCCACCGCCUGCGACCGUCACUUUGGUGGCCGCAACUUCGACAAGGCUCUGCUCGACCAUCUUCAUAAGGAGUUCCUUGGCAAAUACAAGAUCGACAUCUUCACCAACCCCAAGGCCGUCUGCCGUGUCCUCGCCGCUGCCGAGAAGCUCAAGAAGAUCCUUUCUGCCAACCAGCAGGCUCCUCUCAACAUCGAGUCCCUCAUGAACGACAUCGAUGUCCGCGCCAUGAUCACCCGCCAGGAGUUCGAGGCCAUGGUUGAGCCCCUCCUCGCCAAGGUCCACGUUCCUCUCGAGCAGGCCCUCGCCGACGCCAAGCUCACCAAGGACGAUAUCGACAUCAUCGAGGUCGUCGGUGGUGGCUCUCGUGUCCCCUCCGUCAAGGAGCGCAUCCAGGCUUUCUUCGGCAAGCAGCUUUCCUUCACCAUGAACCAGGAUGAGGCCAUUGCCCGUGGCUGCGCUUUCAGCUGCGCCAUCCUCUCCCCUGUCUUCAAGGUCCGCGACUUUCAGGUCCAGGACAUCAUCAACUACCCCAUCGAGUUCACCUGGGAGAAGGAUGCCGAUAUUCCCGAUGAGGACACCAGCCUCGUCGUCUUCAACAAGGGCAACGUCCUCCCCUCCACUAAGAUUCUUACCUUCUACCGCAAGCAGCCUUUCGAUCUCGAGGCCAGGUACACUAACCCCGAGGAGCUCCCCGGCAAGACCUCUCCCUUCAUUGGUCGCUUCUCCAUCAAGGGUGUUCAUGCCACCGAGGGUCCCGAGGACUUUAUGAUUUGCAAGCUCAAGGCUCGUAUCAACAUUCACGGUAUUCUUAACGUUGAGAGCGCCUACUACGUCGAAGACCAGGAGGUCGAGGAGGAGGUCAAGGAUGAGAACGGUGAUUCUCUCGAUGGUGGAACGCACGAAAAUUUGGACGAGGAAAAGCUAACCCACGAAAAGGUUGUCAUGGAAGGCGACAAGCCCAAGACCCGCAAGGUUAAGAAGCAGGUCCGCAAGGGCGAGCUUCCUGUCGUCAGCGCCACCCCGUCCCUCGACCCCGCCGCCAAGAACGCCGCCAUUGAGAGGGAGCAGGCCAUGAUCAUGGAGGACAAGCUCGUUGCCGAUACCGAGGAGAAGAAGAACGAGCUCGAGACCUACAUCUACGACCUUCGCAACAAGCUCGACGACCAGUACGCUGACCUCGCCUCCGAGGAGGAGAAGGAGAAGAUCCGUGCUAAGCUCAUGGAGGUUGAGGACUGGCUCUACGAUGAGGGUGACGAUGCCACCAAGGCCGUCUACGUCGCCAAGAUCGAAGAGAUCCGCGCCCUCGCCGGCCCCGUCGUCCAGCGCUACUUCGACAAGGUUGAGGCUGAGAGGCAAGCUCUCCAGGAGAAGCUCGAGGCCGAGAAGGCCGCCAAGAAGGCUGAGGAGGAGGCCCGCAAGGCCAAGGAGGCUGCCGAGAAGGCCGCCCAAGAAGGUGCCAAGGACGACGAGAUGACCGAUGCCGACGCUCCGAAGCCUGUCGUCGAGGAGGCUUAG
Neurospora tetrasperma FGSC 2508 is the source of this 2181-nucleotide messenger RNA. RefSeq lists its product as uncharacterized. Lineage: Eukaryota; Fungi; Ascomycota; Sordariomycetes; Sordariales; Sordariaceae. The transcript has 5 exons. Bases 1 to 2181 code for a protein of 726 amino acids. The record is from RefSeq and is a predicted model, not a curated record. Gene Ontology annotation, cellular component: nucleus; cytosol. Gene Ontology annotation, molecular function: ATP-dependent protein folding chaperone; ATP binding. Gene Ontology annotation, biological process: protein folding.